CUGAGCAAAAACGUCAUGUUCACGGAUGUUUCAUCAGUUUUCGGCUAGCUACGUGAAACGUGCGCAAAACCCAAAUCGAAACUUGAGCCAUAAUAGUGAAAAGUGCUAAACACUAAAAACCUAAAAACCUCAAUGGUAAUAUCACUCUUUUUUAGCUGAAAGAGAGGAAAAAGUAUUUAAAGUGUGACAGCUGAUUGACCAUAAAAAAGAAACCGGAAAUGAAUACAAUUCAUUAUUAUUGUGGCAAUAACGCCCUGCUAAAUCAAUAAACAAGUCGGAAAAACCAUAAAAUUGUAAUACCACAAAAACAUUUACAAACAAAUGAUGCAUAAAGUCGAAUACAUUGAUAAAGUGUUUUAAGUCCUGCAAGGGAAAUAGAGUUUUGUAGUGAGCCUUUCAGCUGAUUGGUAAAAACAAAUCAAAUAGGAAACGGCUGAGUUUUAUUAUUAUUCAGGCAAUAGCUCUCUGCUAAAUCAAUAGAAGGAAAGGAAUUUAAUUCUAGCAUUCCUUGGUACCCCCAAAACAGUAACGGACAUAAAUGUAAACGCAUUCAGAGUGUUGAAAAGCCAAAAGGCCGGCCAGUGAUUCAAAAAGCCGGAGAACAGAAGCCAAGCCUCUGCUCUUAUCGUGUUGUUAUUGUCGAAACGGGGUCAAAAGUUCGUGUCUCACUCGCUAAUUCAACCACACAAAACACACACACUCGCACACCACCCAGAUAACGCUUCCUCAAGUGCAACCAAAGACACUGCGUCGCCCGUCUGGCAGAUAAGCAUGAAAAAAGCAUAAGAAAAGCAAAGGAAAAGCAAGAGAAAAGCAGACAAAGGCAUUAGACAAGUGCCAAGUAACUCAAAACUGCAGCCGGAGUGGAGGCUUAGGCCUACCGAAACACACGGAAAACCCAGCCGAAAAACAACACCAAAUACUAGACCAAACUAAACUAGGCCAAUUCGCGGCGAGGCGGGGGUAAAAACGCCUAGGAAAAGUGCUCUGGAAAUGUAGAGAAAUAAAAUAAAAUAAAAAUAAAGCAAUAGCAGCAGCUCCCUGGCCAUUUGUCAAUGACUGGGCCACUCGCGUGACUGCCGAUUCUUGGGGAAAGUGGAAUAACUGUAGCCGAAACAGACUCCGGAACAAGGACUACUCCGAAAAUUUGUGGCCACAUUUCGUGUACGACGGCAUAAAACAGAAGCGGCAAAUAGAAAAGCCAAACGGCGGCUAAGUUGCUUUUGUCUGCCUUCGGGGGAGGCGUUGGAGGAGGAGGCGGAGGAGGAGUUGGCCUGGCAAUUGGCCAAGUUAAUAGAGAGCCGGGGGGGCCGAUAAUGACGUUGCUGGAACUGCUGCCGCCCAUGCUGAUGAUGAGGCUGCUAACUUGGUUAUUGCUGCCAGCCUAGAGACACAGGACCAGAGAAAGAGAGACCAGUUACCCAGACCCUUCAGACCCUCCAAGCCCAGCGGACCCAACAGCCCCACCAGACAGACAACAAAAACAAGGUCUGAAGCUGCAGCGCGGGGCUUACUGCAUUUCCGCAUCUUGUUCCUGUCGCCGCCCGUCGCUGUCAUCGUUAUAGCCAUAUAUCCCACGUCAUUGCCACAGCCGGAGUCACCAUGCCCAUGGCCCAUCCACUGCCGCUCUGCGUGGCCUGGCUGCUGCUCCUCGUCGUGAUUGUGAUGAGCGACAUGACAAAUGGCGGUGUGCAGGGACCCAUCGAGGGCUACAAUUCGCUGGACGACCUGCUGACAACCACGCCGACUCCCGGCCAGGCGGCCCUGCUCCUGCCCACCGCGCCCACCGCCGCCUACACCCAUCCCAAGUGGAUGGAGCCCUACUUCGAUCCCUCGACGCCGCGCAAUGUCACCGCCCUCAUGGGCAAGUCCGCCUAUCUCAGCUGCCGUGUGCGCAAUUUGGCCAACAAAACGGUGUCCUGGAUUCGGCACCGCGACAUCCACAUACUGACGGUGGGCUCGUACACCUACACCUCCGACCAGCGGUUCCAGGCCACCCAUCACCAGGACACCGAGGACUGGACCCUGCAGAUAAAGUGGGCCCAGAAACGGGACGCCGGGAUGUACGAGUGCCAGAUAUCCACGCAGCCGGUGCGCAGCUAUUUCGUUCGCCUGAAUGUUGUGGUGCCAACGGCCACCAUCCUGGGAGGUCCUGACCUUCACGUUGAUAAAGGCAGCACCAUAAAUCUCACUUGCACUGUAAAGUUCAGCCCCGAACCGCCGGCCUACAUCUUUUGGUAUCACCACGAGGAGGUCAUUAAUUAUGAUUCAUCAAGAGGCGGCGUGUCGGUAAUUACCGAAAAGGGCGAUGUGACAACCUCAUUUCUGCUCAUACAGAAUGCAGAUCUGGCCGAUUCGGGCAAAUACUCCUGUGCGCCCUCCAAUGCAGAUGUGGCCAGUGUGCGUGUGCAUGUCCUAAAUGUUCGGGCCAUAAUUUCAGGUGAACAUCCGGAGGCAAUGCAAACCGGCUCUUCCGGUUGUCAGUACAAUUGGCUGACAAUCGUCCUGCUCCUGGGCCUCGUCCUUUGCUACAGUCAACAGUGCAGCUCCGGCGCAGUGGCAGCAUCAUUAACAUGGCCAUUACCAUCACAAUUACCAUUACCGGCGGCAGCAGCAGCGGCAGCGGGAGAAAGUGCAUCCAGUGAAAGUGUGGCAGCCGCAGCGGCAGAAGCAGCAGCAGCCGCAACAACAACAACAACGAGAAAGCGGUGUCCUGCGGUCAAGAGUUGUCGCCAGGCCACCGGCCAUGUCCUGGCCAAAAGGUCCUGUCACAGAUGAUCAACUGAAGGCCACAGCAGCCCCAACUAAAUAGAGUAAUUUAAGGAGCCACAUGAAAUGUGUGCGAGUGAGUGUUCGACUAAGUAUCCACUGAGUGUGUGAAUGAUCGUUUGAGUGUCGGCUAUUCAGCCCUCUAGUAAGUCAGUUUUAAACUUGUACUCAAGAACAACAUUGCGGAACAAUGGCGCAGUGAUGGGUUUAGUUAAAUAUAUUUUUAAAGAUUACGUACUUAAAGGUGAAGCAAUCUAAAUUUUCUUAUCUUAACAAUCAAUUAAUAUUUAUUUAGUUUUUAAGAAACAAUUAUUUCAUUUCUGUUUUAAGAACUUUGAACCAUAAACACACUUUUUAAGUUUCUUAAAAUUAUUUGAAACUCCUAUUUAAUCACAUUUUUGAUUCUAUUGAUUCUUAUAAAUCCUUUGAAAUACUUUUCCUGUUAAACAAGUUACUUUGUGUUUCUUACACCUUGUUAAUCAAACCAUUUCUUCUAAAUAUAUAAAUUAAAUAAAGUAAUUACCUUUACAAUAUUAUUAAUUCACUUUUUAAUUGUUCUAUUUAAUUCUUAUUUAUCUACCAGUUUGUGUUUCUUAGACCUUUUUAUUCAAACCAUAUUUUCUAAAUAUAUAAAUUAAAUAAAGUAAUUACCCUUACAAUAUUAUUAAUUCACUUUUUUAAUUGUUCUAUUUAAUUUAUUGUUCAAAUGUAUAGUUAUUAUUAUUUAAUUUAUUUUUUCUGUUAGAAUAAUAUUUGUAUCCUGAUUGAUUCCAACAACCAGGUUAUUGACAAUCUAUAAAUUAUUUAUUUAAUUUGAAUAAAUUUCGUGAAUUAAUUGCCAGCCUAAAAAAGCAAAAACUCUUCAUUAAAUAUUGUUAAUUAAAAUAUUAAUAUCCACAGCAUUUUCUUCCAACCUUUCUCUCCUGCCCAAGCCGUUGUAAAGCAAUGUAAUUAUAUAAAUAAAUAUAUAUGUAAGCUUAUUGAUUACAAAUUAAUGUGUAUAUUUAAACAAAAUCAAAAUUUACUAUAGGAUGUGUGUAAAUAUCAAACUUAAAUAUAAUUACGAGGCGAACAAAAAAAUAUGUAUCGCAAACAUAAUAUAGGAAUGAGUAAUCUCUAUGGCCAGCGGCGCUGACUCUUUUAAUAAAUUAAUGAAUAAUCAAAUAAAGUGCAGUGUACAGUGCAAGUGCCGGGCUCAAUAUUAAAUAAUUAGAUAAAAACGUAGACAAGCCAAAUAGCAACAAAAUGAGAGCAGCAGUGAGUCAUAAAACAUUUAAAUUGAUUGCCAUAUCAUGCAAAUAUUUGCACUGCGCAAUUCUCCACCAAACCAAAUGUAAAUUCGAUUUUCUGCUUUAUUCACCCACGCAAAAUACAAUUUAUUUAAUUUUUUAUUGCAUUGAUAUUAAUGUCACAGUUUCAUAAUUGACGAUAAGCCAGCCUGCCACGUUUCGAAAUGAUUAAAAAAAUUUCUCGCCAUAUUUAUCUAAUAGUUUCCUUAAAAUGGCUGAAAUAUUUGCAACUCUCCGCACAAUUUGGCGAUUUUUAAAUGUCACUUCCAGUCGGUAGAAUUACCUAAGCUGAAUAAUGGUAUCCCAUUAGUUUUGCAAUCUUAAUUAAAAACAGUGUUGUCGUGUUAAAUGACCACCAACUGCGCAUCGCCCAUUGAGUAAUUUUCUAUAGCUAUAUUUUAAAACUUUAAUUACAGUAAAUGGCAAAAGAGUACAGUGCAUAUAAAAAUAAUUACAACCAACAAAAAAUCACAUCUAUUUCACCCAAUAAAUUGAUUUAAUUAAGCAUUUAUAUGUGAAAAAUUCAAAUAUCAGAUUCUAUUUCUGGCCCGAUGAAAGAAAUAAAGUAAAAUGACCUCUGUUUACGCACCGCAAAUAUUAUAAAUCAUAAUUGUUUUAAUUAUUUAAACAACAAUUUGUACAGGCCCGCAGAAUAACUAACAUUUGCCAUUCAAAUCAAGCAAUAACCAAUUCAAACUCAUUGUGAAUGCUAGCCCAAUUAAAAUGUGAUGUGAUUUUGCCCCAUCUUGUGUUUGGAAAUAAUUAUAAUGGGACAUAAUUUCGAAUUAUGCGCUGCCAUUUUGUUUGCUGUGGCCACAGCAAACCCAAACUAAUUUUAUUAAUUUCCGUUAAGCUUUAAAAAAAAUGUUAGCCAUAAGCCGUCUUUAUUGUAUCAUAAGAGAUAAUGUUAUUUUGCAGUUUCAUAAUGCGGCUUUCAAAGCAAACGUUUAGUUUAUCUCCAAUUAUAGCUACCUUAUUGAAUCAUUUUCUCCUCUCUCAGCUGCACAUUUUGGACACCGGAAAUCAUGAAAAGGUUAUUAACUUAGACCUGGCCUUUAACAUUUACAUUUUAAAUGCCCGGUAGAAAUUGCAAUUUUCCCGUUCUUGUUUAACUGACAACAAGUAAUCAUCUAAUUGUUAAUGCAACCAAUCAAAACUAUAAGCAGUCGGCCCACAAAACAUAUAUGAAUAUAUAUAAACUUGCGUUUAAGUGUGAAUACGAACAUAUGCCAGCCAAUUUGAAAUUCAAACUCAACGGAAUGCUAAUGCCAUAAGCCCACAAGCAUUCGCCAUAAACCUUUAAAGCGCAUCACAUAAAUCUACAUAUGCAUAUAUAUACUCGUAGGCCAUCAGCUAAGUACUUCCUGUAUAUUAAAGUUAAUUAGUGAAGCUCUAGAAUUAUGCAUUAGUCAAGUAAAUCUACACGCUAUGUGUAUACUAACGACAUAGUUAAAUAGUUGUAAUAAAGCAAUCGAACUGUGUAAAACGAACUACUUUUAACUGUUGAAAUUAAACUAAAUGGCAAACUAGUGAAAGCAUAAUACAAAUAUGACAUCAUAACGAAACAUAGCAAACCAUAACAAAUAACAAUAAUAAACAAAUAGCAACGAUAACAAAA
Messenger RNA from Drosophila subpulchrella, 5676 nucleotides. It is a transcript of the gene dpr6, whose product is annotated as junctional adhesion molecule A. The transcript has 7 exons. Gene Ontology annotation, cellular component: neuron projection membrane. Bases 1603 to 2778 code for a protein of 391 amino acids. Lineage: Eukaryota; Metazoa; Arthropoda; Insecta; Diptera; Drosophilidae. The record is from RefSeq and is a predicted model, not a curated record. Gene Ontology annotation, biological process: synapse organization.